AGGCAUGCAGCCGGUGUUCUGGAGUCGUGAGGACGUCGCUCAGUGGCUUCGGUGGGCCGAGAGAGAGUUCGCACUGAGACCGAUCUCCAGCGGGAGCUUCCAGAUGAACGGGAAAGCCCUGAUGCUGCUCACUAAAGAGGACUUCAGAUACAGGUCUCCACACUCAGGAGACGUGUUGUACGAGCUUCUUCAGCACAUCCUGAAGCAGAGAAAACCUCAGUCGCUCUCGUCGUACUUCCCGACCGGAUCCUUCCACACACACAACGACACGCAACUGAUGCACCACAAACAUGAAGAUACGGUACGCCGGCCGGCCCGCGCCACAGACGCUCAGUCGCUGCAGCUGCCCACCAUUGAGCUCCGUCACCGCGCGCGUUCACCGCAUCAUCACCCGCCAACCCUGCGCUCCUCGGCCGAGGACCCCCAGCAGGCGUCCGUGCAGAUGCCCGACAGCAACCACCACCUGCCCGAGGACCUGUACCCGCUGUCCGUGUCUCCGGCGGCCCACAACGGCCACCCGCGCGCCGCCAGCGCUAGCCCAGAGGAGCCGCCACCGCGCGUCAUCCAGCUCAUGCCCAGCGCCAUCAUGCACCCGCUGCUGCUGAGCCCAGGACGCGCCCCGGCUCCGGCGGACUUCCGGCACAGCCGCGGCGCCAACCAGGAGAAUGGGCGCGAGGUCAAAGGUCAGAGCGCCGUCCACUACGCGGCUCACGGUCUGAGUCUCGCGGCUCACCAGCUCCCCCUGCAGGACGAGAGACACUAUCGCAACCAGAUCAUCAUGCCUGUGUCUCCGCCCGAGGAGCAGGGCACGCCCAUGGGCCGCAUCGCAGACUGCAGGCUCCUGUGGGAUUACGUCUAUCAGCUGCUGUCGGACAGUCGCUACGAGAACUACAUCCGCUGGGAGGAUCGCGAGACUAAAGUCUUUCGGAUCAUGGACCCCAACGGCCUGGCCCGCCUCUGGGGGAACCAUAAGAACAGGACCAAUAUGACGUAUGAGAAGAUGUCGCGAGCGCUGAGACACUACUAUAAACUCAACAUCAUCCGCAAGGAGCCGGGACAGAGACUGCUGUUCAGGUUCAUGAAGACGCCGGAUGAGAUCAUGAGUGGUCAGUCGGAGCGUCUGGAGCAUCUGGACUCGGACACGGAUGAACAGAUCUACGUGAAGGAGGAGUGCUGAACUCCUCAAUCCCAUGAUGCCUCGCUGCGUGUGACCUCUGAACUCUGUGUGACAUCACACACACACACACACUGCUCUCGGCUCGUUCCAGACCUGGUCUUCUCGGUUUUCUAGUCUUGUUCUUCAACUUCAGCUCCACGGUGACAAUCACUUUAAUGACGAGCGACGCUCUUCUUUCUUAAAUCAGAUCUAGAAGCUUUUUAAUUCUCUUUGGUAAGAAUCUUGUACGAAGACCUGUUGCCAUUCGUAUAAACGUGGGAUUAAUAGAAUGCUGGUGAAAAUGUGAUUCAAUUCUACAAUAAAUUUUACUGAGUGACA
Rhinichthys klamathensis goyatoka is the source of this 1495-nucleotide messenger RNA. It is a transcript of the gene etv6, whose product is annotated as ETS variant transcription factor 6. The transcript has 7 exons. The record is from RefSeq and is a predicted model, not a curated record. Lineage: Eukaryota; Metazoa; Chordata; Actinopteri; Cypriniformes; Leuciscidae. Gene Ontology annotation, biological process: regulation of transcription by RNA polymerase II; cell differentiation. The coding region runs from base 5 to 1177 and encodes 390 amino acids. Gene Ontology annotation, molecular function: DNA-binding transcription factor activity, RNA polymerase II-specific; sequence-specific DNA binding. Gene Ontology annotation, cellular component: nucleus.